CACAACUCCUGAAGAAUAUUGCUCGGAGGGUUUCACAACGAUUCAUACUCUCCGCUGGCUCCAUUUUUCAAAUUGACACGAAAAGCAUGAUGAAGAAUCAUUCCCUCUUCAAAUUGCUUUCGCUUGGUUUGCUCCUUUCUUGGAGCACACAAGGCUUUAUUCCACAGACAAUAUCGUCCCACCCUAUGUGUGAGCGAGCAACAAUCUCGCACGUUCUUCACGCCAAUGCGGCUGAUAACAGUGCCGCAAAAGAGAUCGAGAAAAAUCUGCGCCAGGAAUUGACUGAACGUAAUUCAAAGGUCGAAGAUGAGGGAAAGUACGCGGUGGUUGACGGAUCUGGGAUGGACACCGAGAAAGAAAAACCUUCCACUUCGGGAUCGAAAGAGGAACCGCAAUCUAUGAAUGAUGAACGAAAAAUGCUGGAGCGAUUGAUCAAAAAGCGUGCCUAUCCUUUGUUUUUGGCAGAAAAGGGAGUUGAAAUCAUCGAAGAUACCGUGGAUGGUCUAUUUGUGAAAGGCAGCAAUGAAGUUGUAACCAACGGAGAGCGAGAAAAAGUUGUAGUUCUUGGGACCGGCUGGGGAGCUGCCGCAUUUUUGAAGGGCAUUGAUGCAGUCAAGUACGAUGUUACUGUCAUCUCACCUCGCAACUAUUUCCUCUUCACACCAAUGCUUGCUGGUGCCUCGGUCGGAACAGUAGAUUAUCGCUCUAUCACUCAGCCAAUCCGAGAGGUAAGAAGAACUCUUACUCUUCUGUAUGAAAAGAUGACGUGAAAGAUAGGGUUCGAAUCAAACCAAACGGGACGUAAAUUGCAUUCGUGAACGCCAACCUUUUUCGUUUCGAAGAAACCAACCAAUUUGAUUUGUCUGCUCUCUUCGUCUUUUUACAACAACGUGAUGAUUGUGUUCUUUGUUACUCUACACGAUACACAACGUUAUCCAAUCUUGUUAGGUUAACCGGGAUGCAGAUUACCUGGAAGCACUGGCAACAGAUGUAGACACUGAGAACAAAGUCUUGACUUGCGAAUCGAUAAUUUGUGAUGGGAACUCCUGCGAAAUCAAUGAAUUUGAGGUCUCAUACGAUCGGCUAGUGGUCACCAUUGGGGCACAAACGAACACGUUCGGAAUUCCCGGAGUUCGGGAGCACUGUAACUUCUUGAAACAAGUAGAAGAUGCAAGACGGAUUCGAACGGCCAUCGUCAACUGUUUCGAACGUGCCAAUCUCCCAGGUCUUUCGGAAGAAGAUCGUAUUAAUAAUUUAACCUUUGCGAUUAUUGGAGCCGGUCCAACUGGGAUUGAAUUUGCUGCAGAACUUCGUGAUUUUGUGGAACAAGAUGGGCCCAAAUAUUACCCGAAUCUGCUUAGAUACGUGCGGAUUAAAGUCAUCGAGGCUUCGUCGACGGUGCUUGCCCCAUUCGACAAGUCCUUGCAAGAGGAGGCCAUUAAACAAAUGAACCGAAGUGUCGAAUUCAAGAACCCGGAUAUCUAUAGACUUCUCCCGGAACAAUUUAGACUGGUAGAACUUCUGCUUGAUAGUUCUGUGAAAGAAGUGACAGCUAAGCAAAUUUUGUUGAACGACGGCAGCGUCAUUGAUUAUGGACUUUCUGUUUGGGCUGCCGGUAAUGGUCCCUUACCACUAACGCUUCAACUUGUUGAAAAACUGGGGGACAAACAAAGCGAGGAACAGAAUGUUGCUCGCGGAAGGCUCGUUACUGAUGCUUGGAUGCGGGCCAAGGGAUCUAAUGGCAGUAUCCUAGCAUUUGGUGACUGUUCGUGCACGACUCAAGGUCCGGAUGGUCCGCUCCCGGCCACGGGACAAGUCGCAGCGCAACAAGGAGAAUACCUAGCGAAGUUGAUGAACAAGGGUUACGAUCUUAGUCCAGAAUCCGACAGCAAUGAUGGAGCUACCGAAAUCCCCCCAGCUCGUAGCCCCGACUAUCAAUCGACCAUUUCAGAAUCGAUUGCUAGUUUCUCGACUGGUACAAAGGAAUGUGCGAAGCCUUUCCAAUUUCUCAAUCUUGGAAUUCUAGCCUACACAGGUGGUGGCUCCGCACUGGCUCAAGUGUCAACAGCUCCCGAAGCUCAACCUAUCAAGGGGACAGGGAAGGUGGGAAACGCCUUGUGGAAGAGUGUUUACAUCAGCAAACAAGUUUCUUGGCGAAACAGGUUGAUGGUCAUCAACGAUUGGGCCCGUAGACAGAUCUUCGGCCGCGACAUUACUAGAUUAUAAAUAUUCAAAGAAAAAUUAUUUUAAGCA
Pseudo-nitzschia multistriata is the source of this 2253-nucleotide messenger RNA. NCBI's taxonomy places the organism in Eukaryota, Bacillariophyta, Bacillariophyceae, Bacillariales, Bacillariaceae. The record is from the annotation of a GenBank genome assembly.